Messenger RNA from Marchantia polymorpha subsp. ruderalis, 1312 nucleotides. The record is from the annotation of a GenBank genome assembly. Lineage: Eukaryota; Viridiplantae; Streptophyta; Marchantiopsida; Marchantiales; Marchantiaceae.
UUCUUCCUCUACUGCUUCGAAAUCAGAAGAUUUUAAGCGAAAGAGAGUUGGAGCCCACGCUCUUCCAUUCUCCUUGAUUGCUUUUCGUUUCCUACAAGAAAGUCUACCAAAACAUGGCAAUCGGACUGGUCUACCUCUCCCUUCCCUUUCCAGAACGAUGAGGCUGCGGCAAGUCUCUUCUUACCUAUGUGACUAAGGCAUUCUAGCCGAGUUUCGUAAUAAAACCAAUCCACCUGUCCGUUAAAUUUUUGCUUGCUCAGGCCUCUAUCACUGCCUUCUUUGUUUGUACGUUAGUACGGUCUCGAGUCCUCUCUGCUCUUCCCCGUUCCACCUCAACCAACUCCUUUAACCUUUAGCCUUUCAUUCGUCCAGGUUUCCUUCCUCCUAUACCAGCAUAUUAAGCUGGACCUUCAAUCAUCGUGUUUCAAUCACGCGUGGGUUGCGCAGCUCUUCCAUCUUGCUCUCUCCCUCUCCCUUCUCUGAUUGAAGACGUAUUUCCUAUCUAGAGUGAAGCGAGAGCACACCGAGGCCCGAGAGAAGUCCAAUCAUCUUGAACUCUUGUCUCGUCUGUGAAGAGACCCUUCGUCUGGUCCAAUCAUCGUGCAAGCGAUCUUUCUCAUGCAAUUGACAUUACAGUUGACAGUUAAGUUCUUUCCAUCGCGAACGCUGAGAGUCGAAUGUGUCCUUGAACGCAUCUUCGAUUGGACUUGCGGAUUCGUUUGAGUUCACUCCGCUUUUGGUGUGGUUCCAAGUUCGCUGACAGCUUGAAGUCCCAUGAAACGCCCUCAGAUAUGGAUCAUUUCGUGAUUCUGGGUCUUUUCUGCUUCCGUCUGGCGUUCAUCAUGUUAAGGGAAUACAUUAAUACAUUUAGAUUAGAGAUUGAACAAGUGCUGUCAGGAAGACCGCGUGCUCUUGCUUUAUCACGAGCAUUUGUUCGAUGAUCAGUAGUCCUGGUCUGAGAUCAUCAUGUAUACUACUGACGGGUCGCAUGGAAGAACGUCCGGGCGAUUUACAGGUUGCAGAACAACAACCGGUGUCGAGCAUCGAACGCAAAUUUCGUGUGCAAGGGACCUUCUAGAGAAACUAAGAGACUGAACAGACUUUGUACAGACAGCAAGAGCUCAGUAGACGAUUUUCUGUUUAGAGAAAAAGCUCUUGUAAACUUUUUGUCCUCGUGAGUUUCCUGUCACCUUCAAGGUUGACAAUUUGUGCAUAAUUUACUUCAAUUAACAUUUACACCCCCACUUCGGGGUUGCUUGUCAAGACAUCUCCUUUCCUGUGAACUCUCUUUCUGGAAAGCUUUUCAACAGCA